UACACCGCCUGUAUUGCUAUGGUAGCGGCGUCCGGGUGGGCCGGGCCUGUAAGCUCCUGGCCCGACUGGGCCGUGUUUAUGGAGGACUUCACCUCCUGUCGGGCAUGAGCGGGGCCUCCCGCUGCCUUUCCUGCCGCUGCCGCAGCUUCCCGACUGUAGACUACCUCCGGGAACAUGCCUCAGGCUACCUACUGCUACGUGCGGGUCGUGGGCAGGGGCAGUUAUGGGGAGGUGACGCUCGUGAAGCAUCGGCGGGACGGCAAGCAGUACGUCAUCAAAAAACUGAACCUCCGAAAUGCUUCCAGCCGUGAGCGCCGAGCUGCUGAGCAGGAAGCUCAGCUCCUGUCUCAGCUCAAGCACCCCAACAUUGUCACCUACAAAGAGUCGUGGGAGGGAGGAGAUGGUCUGCUCUACAUCGUCAUGGGCUUCUGCGAAGGAGGGGAUCUGUACCGGAAGCUCAAGGAGCAGAAGGGGCAGCUCCUGCCUGAGAGUCGGGUGGUGGAGUGGUUUGUGCAGAUCGCCAUGGCUUUGCAGUAUUUACACGAGAAACACAUCCUUCAUCGAGAUCUGAAAACUCAGAAUGUCUUCUUAACCAGAACAAACAUCAUUAAGGUGGGCGACCUGGGGAUUGCCCGAGUGUUGGAGCAUCAUGGGGACAUGGCGAGCACCCUCAUUGGCACUCCCUAUUACAUGAGCCCUGAGCUGUUCUCAAACCAGCCCUACAACUAUAAGUCUGAUGUUUGGGCUUUGGGAUGCUGUGUCUAUGAAAUGGCCACCCUGAAGCAUGCUUUUAAUGCAAAAGACAUGAAUUCUUUAGUUUAUCGGAUUAUUGAAGGAAAGUUACCACCAAUGCCAAAAGUUUAUAGCCCAGAGCUGGCCGAGCUGAUCCGAACAAUGCUGAGCAGGAGGCCUGAGGAAAGACCCUCUGUGCGGAGCAUUCUGAGGCAGCCUUAUAUAAAACACCAAAUCUCCUUAUUUUUGGAGGCCACCAAAGCAAAAACUUCCAAAUAUAAUGUUAAAAACUGUGACUCCAAAGCCAAGCCUGUUGCUGCUGUAGUUUCCAGAAAGGAAGAAUCAAAUCAUGAAGUGAUUCACUACCAGCCAUGGCCUUCUGAGGGCUCCACUACACAUGUCAUGGGUGAAGAUAAGUGUUUGUCCCAAGAGAAACCAGUGGCCACUGGUCCGUUGAAAUCACCUGCUAGCCUCAAAGGCCACACUGGCAAGCCAGACAUGAACAAUACUGUGGAGUCACUUGCCACAAUCAGCAGGAUAAACAUCGAUAUCUUACCUGCAGAGAGGAGGGACUCAGCAAAUAAUGGCAUCGUUCAGGAGAGUCAACCGAAACAGCCGGACACCUCUAAUGAAGUCGACAGUCAGCGCAGUAUUUCUCAAGACAAGAGGGAGCGGCUGCAGGGUGAUAACAAGUCCAGCGAGCAGCCUGAAAAUCUGCUUCCCAGAUGGUCUUCUGAUGAUGGGGAUAGGGAUGGGGAUGAACCACUGAAGCCAUUGCAGCCCCUAAAUAAAGACCAAAAGCCAGAACAGGAUCAAGUUACUGGUGGAUGUAUAAUAGAAAAACAGGACAGCAUCCACCCAAGACUCCAGCCACACAACUCUGUGUCUGAACCUUCCGUGUCUCGACAGCGAAGGCAGAGAAAAAGAGAACAGACUGACCAUGGUCAGGCAAAGAGCCAGUUCCAAGAGUCACCCCCUCGGCUUUUGCCUUCCCCCCCUGCUGUUGGAAAAGUGGAUACCGUAGCAACAAGACAAAAUGAUGAAAACCAAAGUAGACCUGUGGCUGAGUCUGUAGACAGGUCAAGGAUCAGUUCAACAUCAUCGUCUAAGGAUCGACCGUUAUCGGCCAGAGAGAGGAGGCGACUGAAGCAGUCACAGGAAGAGACGCCCCCCUCAGGUCCUUCAGUUCGGAGCACUCCAAGUACAGCAGAGCCAGUAAAGCCACAGGAAGACCACCAGCCUGUUUCUGCCAGACCAUUCUCUUCUGACUGCAACAUCACUCAGGAAAAGAGACUUAUACAUGGUCUAUCUGAGGAUGAGUUAAGUUCUUCUACAAGCUCAACUGAUAAAUCAGAUGGGGAUUCCAGGGAGGGGAAGAGCCAUACAAAUGAAAUGAGUGACUUGGUGCAGCUGAUGACUCAGACUCUUAAGCUGGACUCUAAAGAGAGCUGUGACGAUCUCCUGGUACUAAAUCCAGUGUCAGAAUUCAAACUUCAUCGGAAGUAUCGUGACACGCUGGUGCUUCACGGCAAGGUUGCAGAAGAAGCGAAGCUCCACUGCGAGCAGCUGCCUUCAGCUAUCAUAUCGGGUUCUGAGAAGAUCAGGAGAAUAGUCGAAGUCUUGAGAGCUGAUGUAAUCCAGGGCCUGGGAGUUCAGCUUCUAGAGCGGGUGUAUGAUAUUUUGGAGGAGGAAGAUGAAUUGGAGAGAGAGGAACGAUUACGGGAGCACAUGGGGGACAAGUAUACAGCUUACAGUGUGAAAGCUCGCCAGUUGAAGUUUUUUGAAGAAAAUGUGAAUUUUUGAGAUUUGUUCUAAUGUGCUGCCAGAACUAAAGACUAUUUUCAAAGGUUUUUCAAUCUAUACAACAACAACAACAACAAACCUGUUUCAGUUACUCAGAGGCCACUUGCCAUCCUCCAGGCUCUCUUUGGAGUCUUCUUAUUAUAUAACAUUAGACAGGCUAGCCUAACAUGAAACAUGUUCACAAAAGAAAAAACCUUGAAUAUCAUUUUAUUUUUACGAGGAAAAAUGUUCUAUUUGUUACUGUUUACUGAGCCUUAAAUCAACUUUAUAUCUAGUUUAUUUUUAAAGAUAUUAACUAGCUAGAAAUGGGGCCAGAAAACGUUGGAUUAUAUUGUACUGCAGUGAUAAAAGCAAGAAGAGAAAAAACUGGCAUCUCCUUCUACUUGCUAUUGUUUAUAACCUUCGAGAGUAGUGAUGUUUACUCGAUAAUGUCCACUUAGUGUUCUGGGAAUAGAGUUAAAGACCAUGAAAGUCUAUGUUGCAUAUGAACAACCUUUUUUUUAAAUUUAAUCUGAACCUUAGUGGGGUUCAGUCUUCAGACUCUUAGAACUCUUGUUCAGUCUGAAGUGUAGCUUAUAACUCAUUUCUUUUUUCCAUCAGCAAAGACAUCUCUUAAACGUGAAUUCUUCUUUCAACUAAGCAAUGUCUACGGAAAGUCCAGGUCCUUAGUUCAGUUGGUUAUAGGCAAUGUCUGUCUUUAUGUACAAUAAAGUGUCAGUUGAGUUUCUA
Molecule: messenger RNA, 3264 nt
Organism: Onychomys torridus (southern grasshopper mouse)
Lineage: Eukaryota; Metazoa; Chordata; Mammalia; Rodentia; Cricetidae
Gene: Nek4
Product: NIMA related kinase 4
Exons: 15
Coding region: 175-2535 (786 amino acids)
Biological process (GO): protein phosphorylation
Molecular function (GO): protein kinase activity; ATP binding
Source: RefSeq, a predicted model, not a curated record